This is a messenger RNA of Punctularia strigosozonata HHB-11173 SS5, 966 nucleotides long. RefSeq names its product Aldo/keto reductase. The coding region runs from base 1 to 966 and encodes 321 amino acids. The transcript is spliced from 9 exons. Lineage: Eukaryota; Fungi; Basidiomycota; Agaricomycetes; Corticiales; Punctulariaceae. The record is from RefSeq and is a predicted model, not a curated record.
AUGGCACCUCGGGUACCCUUGAUAUUUGGCACUAUGACCAUCGGCGAAGCAGGGAAGAACGGGGUUCGCAAUGCCGAUAAGAAAGAAUGCCAGGAAAUCCUGGAUGUAUUCUUCAACCAUGGUCACAGCGAGCUGGACACCGCGAGGAUGUAUGCCGAGGGGACGACCGAAGCAUACCUAGCCUCGCUUGAUUUGAAAGACGCGACUGUUGACACCAAAGUUUACCCCGUGAAGCCGGGAGACCACGCCCCGUCUGCACUUCGCAAGACAUUCGAAACCUCUCUGAACACCUUGAAUCGUCAGAAAGUUCGCGUAUUCUAUCUGCACGCCCCAGACCGCAGCAUGCCAUUCGAAGAGACCCUGGGCGAAGCCGACAAGCUGUACAAAGAGGGGAAGUUCGAGAUCCUAGGGUUGAGCAACUACGCCUCCUGGGAGGUCGCCGAGAUCGUGGGGAUCUGCAGAACCAAGGGCUACGUGCAACCCAAAAUCUAUCAGGCGAUGUACAACGCCAUCACUCGCGCAAUCGAGCCCGAGCUCGUUCCUUGCUGCAGGAAAUACGGCAUCCGAAUCGUGGUCUAUAAUCCUCUCGCAGGCGGGUUCUUUGCAGGGAAAGUUCCGUCCGUCUCUGCGGAGGCACCGAAAGGUGGCCGCUUCGAUCCGAGCUCCAAGAUGGGCGAGAUGUACCGAGCACGAUACCUUCGGGACGGAUACUUCCAAGCUCUUGAGCUACUGAAAGGUGUCGCUGAGAAGCAUUCUCUCCGCUUGACCGAGAUCGCUCUGCGGUGGUGCCAACACCAUUCUGCUCUGACGGAAACCGACGGGAUCAUCCUUGGUGCGUCUUCAGCUGCGCAGCUAGAGCACAACUGCGAAGAUAGCGAGAAAGGCCCUCUGCCCGAGGAGAUCAUUCAGGCACUCGAUGAAGCCUGGAAGAUCGUCCUGCCCUCUGCGCCUACGUACUGGAGAUAA